Messenger RNA from Racocetra persica, 570 nucleotides. The record is from the annotation of a GenBank genome assembly. NCBI's taxonomy places the organism in Eukaryota, Fungi, Glomeromycota, Glomeromycetes, Diversisporales, Gigasporaceae.
AUGACUCGCGCGAAACAUCAACGUUAUACUCGUUCCAGCGAUUUGACUCUGAAAGAGGAGCUUGAUAAUUUUCUUACCGAACACAUCAAAUACUUACAGAGAGAAAAAAAACGAGUUGAACGGUUCUUCAAAGAAAAUGGAAUAAAUGGCGAAAAUUUAGAAACAAAUUUGGAAGAAUUAGAAAAAAUCAUUAAAGAAAGAGAUGAAUUAAAGGAGUGUAUAGACAAACUUAUUGAAGAAAGCAAUGAAUUUAAAAAGAGCAUAGAUGAAAAUAAAAUUACACGAACAUUCUCACGUUGUGGUGAAGUAAUAGGAGGAGCCCAACGAGAAAUCAGUGAACUUCACGAUGACAACCAACGUCUUCGUCAGGAUCUUGAAGUCAGGAGAAGGCUUGGCAAGAAUAGGAUUGCUAAUCAAAAUGUACAAAUAAGAAAUUUACAGGAAAGAGUAGAACAAAGUGAAAGAGGAAUGCCGAUGUUGACAAGACAAAAUGCUUUUCGUCUCGACCAUAAUAUGGAUACAGAUGCUUUCCGUCUCGACCAUAAUAUGGAUACAGAUGAAUAUAAUUAA